This is a messenger RNA of Ilyonectria robusta, 1536 nucleotides long. Its product is annotated as amidohydrolase. Gene Ontology annotation, cellular component: cytosol. Bases 1 to 1536 code for a protein of 511 amino acids. The record is from RefSeq and is a predicted model, not a curated record. Gene Ontology annotation, molecular function: deaminase activity. The transcript has 3 exons. Lineage: Eukaryota; Fungi; Ascomycota; Sordariomycetes; Hypocreales; Nectriaceae.
AUGACUUUAAAACGUCAACUCGCCACGGCAUUGAUCUGGCAGGCCUGCAUUGGCCUUGUAUCUUCCUCGAUUGUUUUACGAGGCGGUACUAUUAUUGGUUGGAAUAGCACAACAGAGUCCAUCGACGUCAUAAGAAACGGCACGCUUGUGGUCACAAACAGUUCCAUUACAGCCGUCUACGCUGCGGGCGAAGAGCCCGACAACAUCGCCGUUGUAUCAGAAAAUCAGACCUCGCCCGAGGUUAUCGAUGUUACUGAUAAGAUCAUCACUCCUGGCUUCAUUGACACCCAUCGACACGGCUGGCAGACAGUCUAUCGUACCCUUGGCUCCAAUGUCAGUCUUUGGGAGUAUCUCGGCCGUUAUAGCUCGUUCAGCUCCGAGGGCAGAUUCACCCCAGAUGACGUCUACAUAAGCCAGCUCACCGGCCUCUAUGAGGCUCUCAACGCUGGCGUUACUACCAUGCUUGACCACGCCCAUCACACGUGGUCCAACGAAACCUCCAAAGCUGGUCUACAGGCCAGCAUCGACAGCGGUGCCCGAGUCUUCUGGGCGCAUGCAUUUCAGGAUCUCCAGAAUUACACUAUUGAGGAACAGAUUGCCAACUUUAAGGAUAUCGCCAAGAAUGCAAUCUUUGACGGGACGCCCACCACACUCGGCAUAGCGUAUGAUGCUUUCUACUCUGACAAGGCCGACUUGAUUGUUUCGUUGACGAAGGAAUACAAUAUCUCAGCACUGACAACUCACUUCAUGGCCGGGCCGUGGGAUUCAGGAAAUGACCCCGAGGUUCUUGACAGAUUGGGUCUCCUAAACACCUCUCUUCCCGUUGUCAUCUCUCAUGGCAGCUACAUAAGUGUGAAACAGUACGAACUCCUACAACGUAACAACCAAUACUUAUCUAUCACCCCCGAGUCCGAGAUGCAUUACGGCCACCUCCACCCCACCUCCCAUCUCGCUCUUGAGCAGGCUGCACUUGGCAUCGAUGCGCAUUUUACAUACUCCACCGACAUUCUCACCCAAGCCCGUAUGUGGUUGCAACGUGUUCGCGCCGUCUUUUACGCCACCACCUCCGACGCCUGGCAGAUCGCAAUGAACAACCCUAUGUCGGUUAACCAGGCCUUCUACCUCGCCACGCGGUCCGGCGGCCUCGCUCUACGCAGGCCAGACCUUGGAAUCAUCGCCCCUGGUGCGAAGGCAGACCUUGUUGUCUGGGAUGGCACCAGCCCCGGGCUUCUCGGCUGGGUUGAUCCCGUAGCUGCCGUUAUCUUGCACGCCAGCGUAGCGGACAUUGAACACGUUCUCGUUGACGGCCGCUUUGUGAAGCGAAACCGCGUAUUGACCGCACCGAACUAUCAGGACGUUAAGAAGCGCUUCCUCAAGAGUGCAAGGAGGAUCCAAGAUGUCAUGAUCAAUACCCCUUUGCCGAUAUCUGAGCCAGGAGAGAAAUCCAUCUUCGGUGCGCCGCUAGAGUAUGCGCCAGUGGCUGACGUUGAGCGCGGGAACGGAACUGGAUAUGGGCCCAACUGGUUGAGCCUUUAA